GAGGGUACUGCUGCAUAGAGAGAGAACGCGAGAGAGAGAGAGAGGGAUGAGAGAGAGAAUCGGGUGAGAGAGCUGUAGAUAACGACAGACAAAAGAAGGAGAAGAACAGACAGAAGGAAGAGGGAAAAAAAGCAAAAAAAAAACGAGAUGACAAUUUUCAUAGGCGAGCCAGCCAGGAGUAACGCCUGCCACCGCCGCUGCCACAGCCACAGCCACAGCCGCCACUGAGGCCACUCUGCAUCCGGCAACCAUGACAACGGAUGCAAGCACGCAUCCAAGGCAGGCGAGCCCCCAGCAUUCUGGCUCUGGCUCUCUCUCUCUCCGACGCCGCCAAUGAGGGGGGUAUGAACCUCGAUGAGACGAGGAACGAGAAACGAGGAGCGCAAGACGACAAGAGAGAAAACAGAAAACAGACAGAAGACACGGAGGAGAGCGGAGAACGUGAGCAUCUUUCUUCACAAGCAAGAAAGAAAAAAACAACCCAGAAAUAUAUAGCGGCUACUCCCUGAUUCAAUUUGAUUUUUCGUUUUUCCAUUUUUCCAUUUUUCCAUUUUUCCAUUUUUUCGCCAAUUUUCGCCAUUUUUCAACCAAAUCAGCUGGAUUUCUACAGCAUUUUCAUUAGAGAGCACCAUUCCUCCACCGGAUGGAGCCGGCACAGAGCCAGUCACCGCCGCAGGUCUCCAGGAUGCGCUCCCCUGAUUGCCGGGGACCGAAGCUGAGGAGCUUUACCCAGGAACCUGCCAACCUUGACCCAUCCAUGGAGUCCCUGAGGAGGGCUUAGAACAACACCUCCCCUCCCUCAUUCCCUCCCUCCAUCCAUCCCUCCCUCCCUCCCUCCAUCCCUUCUUUUCCCUUUGCUCCUCAUGUUUCCCUUCUGGAACAAACAACAGAACUACUGCCUGCCCCAAAACUGGAGGAGAACCGACACCGGAGAACCGACUCAUCCAGCAGAGAAACCAUGUAAAACCUCAUAGAGCCAUCUAAUGGCUUCAGUUUCCUGUGAGAUGCUAUAAGCCCCGGUCAGCGAGUCCUGAUGAACCCCAUGGCUCAGUUGUACUAUAAGAAGGCGAGCUACUCGCCGUACCGCGACCGCAUCCCGCUGCAGAUCGUGCGGGCGGAGGCGGAGCUGUCGGCGGAGGAGCGGGCGUACCUGACGGCGGUGGAGAAAGGAGACUACGCCGGGGUGAAGAUGGCCCUUCAGGAGGCCGAGAUCUACUACAACAUCAACAUCAACUGCCUGGACCCUCUGGGCCGCAGCGCGCUCCUCAUCGCCAUCGAGAACGAGAACCUGGAGGUGAUGGAGCUGCUGCUGAGUCACGGCGUCCAAGUGGGAGACGCCCUGCUCUACGCCAUCCGUAAGGAGGUGGUGGGAGCGGUGGAGCUGCUGCUCUCCCACAGGAAACCCAGCGGAGAGAAGCAGGUUCCCGCUCUGAUGAUGGACUCUCAGUUUUCCGAGUUCACUCCGGACAUCACGCCCAUCAUGCUGGCAGCUCACACCAACAACUACGAGAUCAUCAAGCUGCUGGUGCAGCGGAAGGUCACCAUCCCCAGACCUCACCAGAUCCGCUGCGACUGCGUGGAGUGCGUGUCCAGCUCGGAGGUGGACAGCCUGAGACACUCACGCUCUCGGCUGAACAUCUACAAGACCCUGGCCAGCCCGUCCCUCAUCGCCCUGUCCAGCGAGGACCCCAUCCUCACGGCGUUCCGGCUGGGCUGGGAGCUGAAGGAGCUGAGUAAGGUGGAGAACGAGUUCCGGCAGGAGUACGAGGAGCUCUCGCAGCAGUGCAAGCUCUUCGCCAAGGACCUGCUGGACCAGGCGAGAAGCUCCCGAGAGCUGGAGACCAUCCUCAACCACCGCGACGACCACAGCGAGGAGCUGGACCCCCGCGAGUGCAGGGACCUGGCCAAGCUCAAGCUGGCCAUUAAGUACCACCAGAAGGAGUUCGUGGCUCAGCCGAACUGCCAGCAGCUGUUAGCCACGCUGUGGUACGACGGUUUCCCCGGUUGGAGGCGACGCCACUGGGUGGUGAAGCUGGUGACCUGCUUCACGAUUGGCCUGCUGUUCCCGGUCUUCUCCAUCAUCUACCUGCUGGCUCCAAAGAGCGCGCUCGGCUUCUUCAUCAAAAAACCCUUCAUCAAGUUCAUCUGCCACACCGCCUCCUACCUCACCUUCCUCUUCCUCCUGCUGCUGGCCUCCCAGCACAUCGUCCGCACCGACCUGCACGUACAGGGACCCCCGCCCACCAUCGUGGAGUGGAUGAUCCUACCCUGGGUCCUGGGUUUCAUCUGGGCCGAGAUAAAAGAGAUGUGGGACGGAGGAUUUACAGAAUACGUCCAUGACUGGUGGAACCUGAUGGACUUUGCGAUGAAUUCUCUCUAUCUGGCAACCAUAUCCCUGAAAAUGGUGGCUUAUCUUAAGUAUAACAGCUCUCGUCCUCGGGAGGAGUGGGAGAUGUGGCAUCCGACGCUGAUCGCCGAGGCUCUGUUCGCCAUCGCGAAUAUCUUCAGCUCCCUGCGGCUGAUCUCGCUCUUCACCGCCAACUCUCACCUGGGUCCUCUGCAGAUCUCUCUCGGCCGGAUGCUCCUCGACAUCCUCAAGUUCCUCUUCAUCUACUGCCUGGUGCUGCUGGCCUUCGCCAACGGCCUCAACCAGCUCUACUUCUACUACGAGACGGAGGCGGCCGACGAGCCCAACCACUGCAAGGGUAUCCGCUGUGAGAAGCAGAACAACGCCUUCUCCACGUUGUUUGAAACUCUCCAGUCUCUGUUCUGGUCUGUGUUUGGUCUCCUGAAUCUCUACGUCACGAACGUUAAAGCUCGGCACGAGUUCACCGAGUUCGUCGGAGCCACGAUGUUCGGCACGUAUAACGUUAUCUCACUGGUGGUGCUGCUGAACAUGCUGAUCGCCAUGAUGAACAACUCCUACCAGCUCAUCGCUGAUCACGCAGAUAUCGAGUGGAAGUUCGCCCGCACUAAGCUGUGGAUGAGUUACUUCGAUGAAGGAGGGACGCUCCCCCCGCCCUUCAACAUCAUACCCAGCCCCAAGUCCGUGUGGUACCUGUGUGUCUGGCUUCACAGCCGCCUCUGUGGGCGGGGCCAACCGCGGCAGGAGGAGGAGCAUAAGCACGAGAACCUGAAGGAAUUCACGGAGCGUCACGCUGACAACCUCAUCCAGAACCAGCACUAUCAGGAGGUGAUCAGAAAUCUGGUGAAGAGAUACGUGGCAGCCAUGAUCCGAAGAACCAAAACAGACGAGGGCUUAACAGAAGAAAACUUCAAGGAGCUGAAGCAGGACAUCUCCAGUUUCCGCUACGAGGUUCUGGACCUGCUGGGCAACCGCAAACCUCCACGUCGCACCUACUCCUCCAGCAGCGAGGCCACGCAGCAGGACGACCCGGCCGACGCCGAGCACGAGGAGCACGGGGAGGAGCGGCGGCGAGACGGGGACGAGACCAGCUGCGACGAGGAGGCGGAGACGUCCAGGGUCGGGAGCUCUGUCUCCUUCAGCCAGGCGGACAGGAGGAACCGCGAGGGACAGUACGGCGUCUCCGCCCUGUUCUGCUCCAUGGCCGGAGUGGAGGAGUCGCCCAACGACAGACCAAAGAGCAAUGGCCUGAGGAGGAGCAAGUGGUCGCCCUCGUCGUUCGUGAGGACGAGCAGCCGCCUGCAGCGAUUCUCGCGCUCCAAGAAGGACUCGCUGCGACGCUUGGGCAUGCUGUUCCAUCGCAUGAACGGACAUGUGCCGGAGGCUCCAACGCAGCCUCGUCUUCCUCCUCAGCAUCAGCAGCAGCAUCAGGACCAUCAGCAUCAUCAAGAAGAGGAGCAUCAGUCGGCCUUCAGCAUCUCGGACAGGGUUUUACAGCGGACUCUACCGGAGGAGCGGGUGACGAGCAGCGAGCUGCAUCUGCAUACUCUAGGAGUGAGACCCAGCGAAAGGGAUCUGAACCCGACACAGUCCGGGUCUCAGCAGGCAAACGGCAGGGACAGCCUCAUCCUAAGACCCCCGGGCAACUCCCCGCUGCCUCCCCUGCACUGUGCUUCCAGCCUGACCGCCUCCAGCUCCCGCCUGCUCUGCUCCAGCGAGGACCUCUGUCAGGGCUGGGUCGGACCCUGCGAGAGCCUGGGUUCCUCCUACUGGGAACAGGAGGAGUCGGUCACGACGCAGCUUUAGGCGCCUUAAGGCUGCUUUUAGGCUGCUUUUAGGCGCCUUUAGGCUGCUUUUAGGCAGCUUUUAGGUGCCUUUAGACUGCUUUUAGGCACUUUUAGGCGCCUUUAGGCUGCUUUUAGGCACCUUUAGGCUGCUUUUAGGCAGCUUUUAGGCGCCUUUAGACUGCUUUAAGGCUGCUUUUAGGCGGCUUUUAGGCUCCUUUAGGCUGCUUUUAGGCGGAUUUAAGUGGCUGAAGACUUUUGGCUUUCCAUGAGUCGGACCUGGCGCCCAAUAUUUGACUGUGCAUCAACAUUAAUAAUAAUAAUAAUAACAAUGGCAAUGGACCAUAAAUCAUACAGUACGUACAAGUACAUAAAAGUACGUACAAGUACAUACGAGUACAGUGUAAUGAAAAUGCUUUUAUUACUGCAAAACUAUGAUUAUUCUUCUUAUUAUUCUUAUUAUUAGCAAAUAAGUAGUCUUUAAACACCAUAUACAAUAUUGGAAAUGUUAGCUUUUACGUUUUCCGCAGUACGAGAGCGCAUUUUUCCAUCGAUGAUGACACACCUCUGAUAUGCGAUAUGCGAUGCUGUUUUUUUUUUGUUCUAUACACACACACACACACACACACACAUUACACACACCACCAAAUAUUAAGGCACCCAGUCAACAUGUCCAUGUGGGGUCUAUAGAUUUUGUCCAUGAGGUACAACUGAGGUCACCACUUACAUUUCUGCAAAUAUACACAACUGUGCAAACGUUUUAGGCACCUGUGUGAAUUUUUAAUAAAGAAAAAGCUUAUUAGAAAUUAGCUUAGCAUUACAAUAAAUACAAAAAACAGCAAUUUUACAAAAAGCAAAACAAAAAGUUUUCCUUAAAACAACAACAUCUAAUCUCUCCUCCUUCUAAUCUGAGUUUAAUAGAGUUAUUUAUUUCUAGUUCUCAUCAUAUUAAUCAACACCUGGUUUGGUGGUAAAUUAGUGGUAAAUGUGGUAAAUCAGGUAAGCUGCUGACGGAACUGAACAUAAUAAUAUACACAUGCUGACUGAGGAGCAUCCAGGAGAAAUCCUGGAAAUACAGGACAUAUAAACAUGAUAUAUUUACAGUUAAAAAUGAGAAAUUUUAUUUUAAGUUUUACUGUAUUUAUGUAUGUUUACUUGCAUCUGUUUAAAUCAUAUGUGGUGCUUUUUUCAGGUAGAAACACUCAUAUUGCUGAGAUAAAUGGAUUAGUGUCAUUUGCUUUGGUGCCUAAAACUUUUGCACAGUACUGUACUUUGUUAUACUGUAUCUGUAGAAAAUGUGGAAACGUGGUUAUAAUUUAGAGCAGUCAGUGUACAGCUUAUCCUAUAUAUAUAU
Astyanax mexicanus (Mexican tetra) is the source of this 5503-nucleotide messenger RNA. Its product is annotated as short transient receptor potential channel 5-like. NCBI's taxonomy places the organism in Eukaryota, Metazoa, Chordata, Actinopteri, Characiformes, Acestrorhamphidae. Gene Ontology annotation, molecular function: store-operated calcium channel activity; inositol 1,4,5 trisphosphate binding; protein binding. The transcript is spliced from 11 exons. The coding region runs from base 1034 to 4171 and encodes 1045 amino acids. The record is from RefSeq and is a predicted model, not a curated record. Gene Ontology annotation, cellular component: cation channel complex; membrane. Gene Ontology annotation, biological process: regulation of cytosolic calcium ion concentration; calcium ion transmembrane transport; manganese ion transport.